Aspergillus ochraceoroseus IBT 24754 is the source of this 1767-nucleotide messenger RNA. Its product is annotated as mitochondrial 37S ribosomal protein mS47. Gene Ontology annotation, molecular function: 3-hydroxyisobutyryl-CoA hydrolase activity. Gene Ontology annotation, cellular component: mitochondrion. Bases 210 to 1625 code for a protein of 471 amino acids. Gene Ontology annotation, biological process: L-valine catabolic process. Lineage: Eukaryota; Fungi; Ascomycota; Eurotiomycetes; Eurotiales; Aspergillaceae. The record is from RefSeq and is a predicted model, not a curated record. The transcript has 3 exons.
GCGGAGUUCAAACCGACCUUUUCGACGACGACGAUUACUAUUGAUUGACUCCAACCAGUCUUAUUUAUUCCUGAUCGCUUCCCCUCCAUAUCCAUCUUCUUUCCUUUCCUUUCCUUUCCUUUCCUUUCCUCGCACCGAUGUUACUUCGUCACAGUUUGUCUCGAUCAACGCCGUCGAGCUGGGUCUCGCGGAUAUCGCCUGCAAUAGCCAUGCCUCUUCGCGCUAAGGUGACCAACCCAGCGUUUGGAAUGGCUUCCAAGAUGUCGACUGCCUCAGAGCUCCCCAAAGAACUCCCCGGAGACGAAGCCGACGAUGUCCUCUUCAACAGUCUGUAUGGAGUGCGAUUGGUGGAACUGAACCGACCGAAGAAGCUCAAUUCCCUGAAUGGCUCGAUGGCCCGGAAGAUCCUCCCCCGGCUGAAGGAGUGGGAAAGAUCUCAACUAGCCAAUGUGAUUAUGCUGUCUGGAGCUGGUUCCAAGGCUCUUUGUGCGGGUGGGGAUGUGGCUGCGUUGGCGCUGCAGAAUGAACAGGGCGCUGAAGGGCAACAACGCUCGACCGAUUUCUUCGGACUGGAAUACAAGUUGGAUCACGUUAUUGCGACAUACCCGAAACCAUUUAUCUCGGUUAUGGACGGCAUCACCAUGGGCGGAGGGGUUGGACUCAGCGUCCAUGCCCCUUUCCGUAUCGCUACUGAACGCACCGUGUUUGCCAUGCCUGAGACGACCAUUGGCUUCUUCCCUGAUGUCGGCGGCUCCUUCUUUCUCCCACGUCUCGAUGGAGAGAUCGGUACAUAUCUGGCAUUGACGUCGGAGCGUCUGCAGGGUGUUCAGGCGCUCUACACCGGCAUCGCCACACACUACUUCCAUUCCAGCGCUCUGGGCAACCUGACGGCUCGUCUGUCGGAGCUGGUUUUCCGGGACCGCGCUUCUCUCCCCGAGCAGCUGGAUCUCGUCAACCGCACGAUGGCCGAGUUUUCCACCGGUCUUCCUUCCCUCCAGGAGGAGCCCAUGCAGCUCGCCGGUAGCCUGCGCAAGGCGAUUGACCGGUGCUUCGGACAUGACACCGUGGAGGGAAUCAUCAAAGCACUGGAGCAGGAGACAGAGCAGAAGAAGUGGGCACAGAAGACCCUCGAGACGCUGUCUAUCCGGUCCCCCACCUCUCUGAAGGUGACCCUUCGCCAGCUGCGUCUUGGUCGCAAGUGGUCCAUCUCAGAGACAUUCCAACGCGAACAUCACAUUGCCGCCCGCUUCAUGCGUCACCCUGACUUCGUUGAGGGCGUCAAGGCGCGCCUUGUGUCGAAGCCUGCUCGCCAGGCUGAGUGGCAGCCCGCCACGUUGGGUGAAGUUGCCGACGAGCAGGUUAGUGAGUUCUUCAACAUCCCCGAAGGCGAGACACGGAUGUCGCUGUUGAGCGAGGGUGACUACGAGGCCUACCCGCACGCACGCUUCGGACUCCCCAGCGAAAAGGAGAUUGAGAAAUUUGUCCGGGCCGGCUCGGAGUCCCAGAAGCAGAUCGUCGAUGAAUUCGUGGCCAAAUGGGGCAAUAAGGAUGGUGUGAAAGAGAAGGUCGCUGAAGUUUUGGCUCGACGAACCACGAAAACCCCCGAGGGCCUGCAAUGGAAUUAGAUUGAGUUAGGGAUUCAUUGUUUGAUUUUGUAGAGCUGUCUGUAUAUUUACCUAUUUCUAUUUUUUUAGGGGUACGCCAAUUGAUUUUACUGGACCACACCACCUGCUGUAUUAUUACUCGUCUCUCUCUCUCUCUCUAAAU